AUGGAACAAGCUAGGAAGAAUAGACUGAUAAAGACAAUCGUACUGGUGACAUUUGUAACAAUCUCGUUGAUUUUUGUUACCGUAGUAACAACAUUAUUGAUAAUAGGUCAUAAAAAGAUUAAACACGUUUCAAGUAAAAAAACAACCCCGAAGUCAACUACAACAAAAGCAGAAACCCCAAAGCCUGCUACGCCUGUAGAUCCUGAUGAUCUCAAACAUUAUAGCAACUUCAUUAUUAUUGCAAAGAAGAUUGAGGAGUUGAUCAAUAUUUCUGAUGAUGAAAUAAUGGACUACAUGGAGACUAAAAAAUUCAAUUUGGAGUAUAUUGUGCAUAAAACAAUGAUAUUUGUGAAAGAUGAUUUGUGCCUGAAGAUCAGUAGACCACUGAUAUCAGUUAUUGGCAAAAUUGAUUGUGAAACCAUUAAAGACUUGAAGCAUCCCAACAUAAUUGAAACAUAUCAGUAUUACACAUUCAUUACGAACAAACCAGAUAUAGAAAAACAAUAUGUUGUUGAUAUUAUGCUGACUGAAAAAUUAAGUCCAUUUGAUAAGGGAAAAGGUGAUUUCAAAUACAUACAAAUGGUUAUGAAGGAUGUUUUGGAAGGCCUGGCCUAUUUACAGACUAAACGAAUUGUUCAUUGUGAUAUUAGAGUAGAUAACCUGAUGCAAAAAUGGGAUGGUACAAGAAACGUAAUCAAAAUCAUUGACUUUGAUAUAUCUAUAGUGCUGCCUAAGGGAGAAACAAGAACUUAUACACUGCUCGACAUAAAUAUAGAGAAUCAUGUAAACGCAAAACACAUGUAUUCAGGACAGAUGAAAGGUGUCUUCGUUACCAUGUUUCAGGUAACAUUUAUUAAUAUCGUAUUGUCUUUUGAUGCCAUACUAUUAUUGAUAUUAUACCUUACAAAAAAAUAUUUUUGA
Enterospora canceri is the source of this 921-nucleotide messenger RNA. NCBI's taxonomy places the organism in Eukaryota, Fungi, Microsporidia, Enterocytozoonidae. The record is from the annotation of a GenBank genome assembly.